AUGGCGCCCCCAAGCAGUGACCCCAAGGCUUCGCUACCCGUCGACAAGGACUACUACAACCCGAAGGCGAGGCCCUUGCCGGAAGACCCGACGCUCCGCGGCUACGUCGAGACCGUCCUCCGCGACGGCUACGUGAUCAUCCCGAACGCCUUCACCGAGGCCGAGGCCGUGGAGGCCAUCGCCGAGAUCGACCGGCUGCACGGCAACGACCCGCUGACGGGCGCCACCGCCUUCGACGGUCACCGGACGAACCGCAUCCUCUCGCUGCUGGGCAAGACGCGCGUCUUUGACAAGUUCUGCCUGCUCCCGCCGGUGCUCGCGCUCAACGACCACUUCCUGGACCCGGACUACCUCUUCUACAUCGCCGAGACCAUCGUCAUCCGCCCGGGCGAGCGCAACCAGGUGCUCCACCACGACGACGGCGUCGUGCACAUCCCGCGCCCCCGGCCGCCCGUCACGGCGGCGACCAUGAUCGUGCUCGACGACUACACCGAGUCCAACGGCGCCACGCGCAUCGUCCCGGGCUCGCACCUGUGGGCGAGCGACCGCGUCGCCGAGGAGCACGAGGCCGUCUCCGCCGUGUGCCCGAGAGGCAGCGUCGUCUACUUCCUCGGCACGACGUGGCACUCGGGCGGCGCCAACCGCACCCGGAAGCCGCGCUACGCGGCCACCAUACAGUACUGCCAGCCGUACAUCCGGCCCCUGGAGAACCUGAUGGUCGGGGUCGACCCGCGGAGGGUCCUGUCGGGGGAGAUCCCGAAGCGGAUCGCCGACAUGAUGGGCUACCGGAGCGCGAUUCCCUUUAUCGGGUACGUCGACGGGAUGAACCCGCGAAAGGCGGCGAAGCGUCUCGUACGCUGGCUCCAGGCGCCGGUCGAUUCCAAUCCGCCGACUUUUGCAAAGGAGGAGGGUGAGAAAGAAGGUCAUAUGCCCAGUAAGCUUUGA
This is a messenger RNA of Colletotrichum graminicola M1.001, 945 nucleotides long. RefSeq names its product phytanoyl-CoA dioxygenase. The transcript is spliced from 2 exons. NCBI's taxonomy places the organism in Eukaryota, Fungi, Ascomycota, Sordariomycetes, Glomerellales, Glomerellaceae. The record is from RefSeq and is a predicted model, not a curated record. Bases 1 to 945 code for a protein of 314 amino acids.